AUGGAUUCUAUGGAUUCAGAAGUUGAAACUCUUGAGCAGAGGUUAACAUCUAUGCUUGGACAGCUUCAAGUAGAGUGUGGCAUUCUUGAAAGAAUGGUAUAUAAGAACAAGAACCAGCAUAGGCGUUGCUUGUAUUUCCAGUAUCUUUUGAAGGUGAGAAGGGAUAUUAGACUUUUGCAAUCAGCUAAGUUGGAGGAGUUAGUAGGUUCUUGCUUUCUGGUUAUCACUGGGAAGAGACCUAAACAAAAGGUGCAUCUAUUAGAAAGUUUAAAGAGAAGAAAAUGUGAUGGUGGAAAAUAUAAUUUUAUGGAACGACUUCUGGGAGCUGCACGCCUACUAUCACAGAUGGUUGAGCCAAUGUUGAAAGCAGCUACUGAGAUAUCUAUCUUGCUUGCUCGAUCCUUUUUUAUUGGAUUUUCUCUGACCAUUUUGGCUCUACUUGCACGCCUUCGAGUUUUGGUUCAACAAAUACUACUUGAUGUUGUUUCAGUAUUCAAAAUGGUUUCUUCUCUUGCCCAGAAGAAGCAAUCAGUAAAGAUUUCCCAAGAAGGAAUUGAGGUCUUCAGGGAAUAUUACCCAACCAAUGAGGAGUUUGCUACCCUAGAGUGUGUAUGGAAAUCAGAUAAGUUUGUAUUACUUGAGAGGGCACAUAAGAGCAAGACUGGAAGUCAGGAGGGGGAUCUCAUAGAAGACGUUUCUUUAGGAGCAUCUGCUGUGAAGUAUCAAAGUAUUGAGUCUUUUCUUGGAGACGAUGAAGUUGUUCCCAUUAGGGUUGAUGCAGCCCAAAUGGACAAAAAAGAUCCAUCUCAUAUCACGGAGAACAAGACUGAUUUACUGACAGGCUCUUCCCUGGAGAGUGACGAUGGGAAGGCAGUUGAAAGCUGUACAGAAGUAGGAGAUGGGAAGGCAGUUGAAAGCUAUACAGAAGUAGGAGACAGUUCAGGCAUUGCAGCUGCCCCAAGCAAGAAACUUCCACCGGAAGAUGGUUUGCUUACAGCCACAAAGACCUCUACAAGUUCAAAUAUGUUAAAAUCUAAGUCCGGAUCAAGAAAAGUAGCAUUUGUGUCGGUGAAAAAUCCUCCAGCAUCAACAGCAAAUGUGAAAAAUCCUCCACUAUCAGCCACCAAUAUUACCACAUUCGACUUCAAGGAAAACGAAACUAAUACUGAUAAAAUGGAAGAUCCAUUUUUCAGUUUGCUUACUGGUGGAAGUUUAAAGGACAGUCUCUUCUAG
Molecule: messenger RNA, 1233 nt
Organism: Quercus lobata
Lineage: Eukaryota; Viridiplantae; Streptophyta; Magnoliopsida; Fagales; Fagaceae
Exons: 8
Coding region: 1-1233 (410 amino acids)
Source: RefSeq, a predicted model, not a curated record